AUGAGUCAAGAAGAAACGGCAACAACGAAUGUUGGUAGUCAAGAGAAAAUAGCUUUAUCUAGAACUACUACAAGUGAAGGAAAAAAUAUAAGUUUUAAAAUUGAUACACCCGAUGCUAAUGCCGUCAUAAAAUCCACCACCGAAUCAUCAGGAUAUGAUCGUUCAGCAAAUAAUAAUGAUUUGGAAUUAUCAACUUAUGAAACUCAUAGUAUUGAAGAAAAUGUUGAACCUUGGAAACAAGCUGGUCCUUGGUAUCGUGAUAUUUCUAAAAGAAGAUGGUUCGCUUUUAUUGUAUUUGCGCUUUUGAUAAUCAUUAUCAUCAUUGUUGUUCCAGUGGUCGUCUCUAAUGCCACGAAAUAA
Messenger RNA from Funneliformis mosseae, 360 nucleotides. The record is from the annotation of a GenBank genome assembly. NCBI's taxonomy places the organism in Eukaryota, Fungi, Glomeromycota, Glomeromycetes, Glomerales, Glomeraceae.